Messenger RNA from Drosophila busckii, 11040 nucleotides. RefSeq lists its product as uncharacterized. Gene Ontology annotation, molecular function: protein binding. The transcript has 9 exons. Bases 1147 to 10539 code for a protein of 3130 amino acids. Lineage: Eukaryota; Metazoa; Arthropoda; Insecta; Diptera; Drosophilidae. The record is from RefSeq and is a predicted model, not a curated record.
GAUUGUAACGCGGAGCGUGUAACGCGUUUAGAGGUGUAAAAUCAACAAAUAAAAUAUAAAAAAUAUUUCCGCGCACUGUGCUUAAGUGCAGUUAACGCAACAUUAUAAAAUGUAAUAGUAAAACGUGUUAGUUUUCCCGUUUAAGAUAGCUGAAAAGUAUAUCUUAUUAGCGUGUUGGGAAAAGUGGAAAAAACACAGGACACGAAAGCAGGUAGCAAACGUAAAGACAACAACGCUGUUCACAUUAAAUACAAACCUAUAAACCAUUUUCAAGUGAGUGUGCCUUAAAAUGGCUAAAUUGUGAGAAAAAAAACAUAAACAAGUGCAUACCGAUAAUAUUAUUGUUUGAAAUAAAGUCAAAUCAAGCAUUGAAACCCAAAUUUUGAAUUUGCCAUUUAUAAACAUGUGUUGUGCAUUAUCAAGUGAGAUUAUAACAUAAACAUAAACGUAAAUGGACAAUACAACGAAAGGACGUUUGUUAAAGUAUAAAAGAAAAUAAAAAUUGAAAUUCAGUUUCGUUGUAUUGGCUACAUAUAAGAAGAACAAUAACAACGAGUUAUAAUUUAAGAAUAACAACAUCGAGAAUAUUUGAACACAACUAUAAGCCUUCAAAAGCCAAAGCGAUCGACAAAGAAAUUAAUAGAGCGAGAGAGUGAGGAACGCUAAAAAAAUACUACUAUCUGGAUACCGUUAUGUUUGUAAUGGCUGACAAUGUAAUGUGGCACAGUGUUGAAAAUCGUAUUUGCAAUUUGAAUGUGCGCCGCCUACAAUUAGCAGCAGCCGCCACCAGCAGCAGCGGUCAGGCAACCGCCAACAAAGAAAGCAUUUCUGGUUAUGUCUUAGGCCCCCAUACAUUUGUUGGGGGCAUUAGCAGAAGCAACAGCAACGAUACAAGUAGUAACACCUCCAGCAGUUUAGCGCGGCAAAAAUUAUUACGGCGACAGCAUAGGCAAAAGCAACAUCUAGAUCGGAGCAUGCUCACUAUGACUGUUGUGAGAAAUGACUAGUAAAACAGCUAAAGGAUACGCGGCAAAUUUAGCACCAGUUUAAACAAGCGAAAGCCUUUCAAAGCUCCCCUCAAAACUUUUCUAAUAAAGCAAAGCAUAUUUUAGUUUAUAAGCGUGUGUCCAAUUAAUUUUCGUCAAGAUGCCCUUGUCUACACAUGAUACUGUGUUCGUGGAACCCGUAGGUAACAGUAACAGCAGCGGCACUAACAACACCAGCAGCAGCCGCAUUACUGUUGCUACUUCACAACAACAGCAACAGCAGCAGCAGCCGCCACACAUUGUCAUCGAUGGCAGCAGCAUCUCAACGCAAGCGCAACUUAAACGCAUCAUGCAGCGUCGAAUGUCCAUACAGCCGCAGUCGACGCAAAAGUACGCCGUGCGUACAACAACAGCAGCAGCAGCGCAACAGCAACACGAGUUGCUGAAUCCACAAAUCUAUAAAAUUGUCACUACCGAUGGCAGCACCAGCAAUGUUAUUAUCGAUACCUCUGCAACAGCGCCACCGCACAGUUCUAAGUUACUGCUCAGCAAUCUCACGGUGCUCUCCAAGCAGGCACCAACAAAUCAACCAAACCAACAGCAGGUCAAUUAUCUAGGCGCUAAGAGCUUGCCAUAUGUUACAGCCACACCUGCUGUCAAACACCAGCAGCAACAGCAGCAGCAACAGAAGUUCACCAGCAUUAGCGCCUACAAGGCAACAGGCGCAAAGCAGUUGCAAGGCUAUCAAGCACAGCCGCCAUCAACGACUGCGAACACAACGCCACUUAUGCAAAAAGUAACUCUGGGCUCACGUGUUGUUACACGGUUGCAAUCGUAUGUGCCGCCACAGCAUCAGCACACGCCACAGAUACUUGUGCAACCGGCAGCAAUGCAGCAAAAGUAUGUAAAUGCUGGUGUCAAUAGGCCGGCCAUAACAACAACAGCGGGUAGCGCGGCUACGGCAUUGCUUAAGCGAGGUAAUCAGAAGAUCACAGUCAAAAGUGUUGGCAACAUGUUGCAGCAGCAACAACAACAACAGCAGCAGCAACAACAGCAACAGUUGCAACAGCAGCAACUUAAAGCUUUCAUAUCUGCACAGCAGCCAACGCACAAAACGACCGUCAAAGCAAAGUUAGUCAAGCAAGGCACCAACACUGUGGCGAACACCUUGUCACAGGGGCAACAGCUACAACAACAACAGACCAACACUUAUGCCAAGCAGCAAUUGACUGUUAACAAGAAUGGCGCCAAGUUAACAGCAUCGAGCAACAAUAACAACAAUAAGUAUAUGCUGCAACAGCAACCGCUGCAGCAAUACACCGCCAAUUUGCCACAAGGCACGCAGUUGCAACAAAAGACAACAAGUGCUGGCAGUUACACGUUGCAGCAAACAGGCGGCACCAUCAAGUUUGUCAAUUCGCACGGCACCAUCAUUCAGCAACAGCAGCAGCAAAAGCAACCUCAGCUGUCCAAACGCAUACAUUACAACAGCAACAGCAGCUGUGAUAGCAACAACGAGCAGCAGCAACAACAGCAGCAGCAGCAGCAAUCAAGGUCUUCAGCAGCAUCAUCACUUAUCACCGACGAUGUGAUGAUUGUUAAUGGCACCCAGAUGACCGACGAGCUUUCAGCGCGCAUUUUGCAGAGCAUGGCGCAAAAAUCCUUUAGCCAGCAGCAGCAGCGUUUUCAGCAGCAAACGAGUAGUACAACAACAACCGCAACAAGCACGGCAACAAUUUCAAGUAUGCCACCGCCGCAGCCCACACAAAUAGUUUACGGAAGCAAUGGUACAGCUGUCCCAACAUCCACAAAUCUGUUGCUUACACACUAUCAGGCUAUGUCGCCCAGUUCCACAGCGACGCCCUCAACAACAUCCACUUAUCUUACAAUCAAUGCCAGUGGCAGUACUCCUUCGGUGAGCAUACUGCCGCAUGGUUUUGCCAGCGGCAGUGCCGCCAUAUCCUCCUAUAUGUCAGCCACAGCUGCACGGCGGCAAUCGGUGAGCGCGCCCAGCAGUCGGGCGGGCUCGCUGGAGCGCAAGCAACUGCAGCAUGAAGCGCUAAACGCACCUGUGAUACGCAAGACAACGCCAAGUGUUGUAGAAUAUUACAAGCAAAGCUUGAACAGCAAUCCCAACAACCACAAUAAUAGCAACAGUACCGGGGGCAACGUCAGCGUUGUGACCGCUGGCUUAAGCAGCUUGCGUAGCAGUGGCAAUAGUCUUAGUCUGCCACAAUUGGCGCCAGUCCAUAUUGCAGAUAUGCCGUUGAUGAUGAAACAACAGCAGUUGCAGCAGCAGCAACAGCAACAACAACAGCAGCAGCUAUCUGCCAAUGAAGAGGAAUUGUACAUUGAAGAAGUGCGUCCAGUGCCAGUCCAAACGCAGGAUCUGCGUUUACAGCAGUUGCAUGCCAUGAUGCAAGAUCAUACCUAUGCCUCACAGCAGCAAAAUCAACAGUCCAAUGUACACCAACAACCGCAGCUGCAGCAGCAGCAGCAGCAGGCCCAACAAUGGUCACUUGGUGGCGUUGGUGUUACUGUACCUGUCGCUGUUACGCCCACCACACCAGUUGGCAGUUACUAUGGACAGCAAUUUGCACGGCAUGUGAAUGAUGACGAUGCACACUCGGCCAUCAGCGGCAGCUCCCGUUUAGCUGGCGUCGAUAUUGAUCCCGGCGAGGAGACGGAAACUGCACCUGAAGCCGAAGCCGAGGAUGAUUCAGUAACUCGUUGUAUUUGUGAGCUGACCCAUGAUGAUGGUUACAUGAUUUGCUGCGACAAGUGCUCCGCCUGGCAGCACGUCGACUGCAUGGGUAUUGACCGUCUAAACAUACCGGAGGAGUAUCAAUGUGAGUUGUGUCAACCCAGAGCCGUGGAUAAGGCACGCGCACGCGCGUUGCAACGUCAGAAGCGCAAGGAACACAUGUUGCUGGUGGCUACACAGGCGGCUAAUGGUGUUGCAACCGCUGCGGCGAAUGCUGCUGCUGCUGCUGCUAACGCUGCCGCCGCCGCUGCAGCAGCGGCUAAUGGUGGUGCAGUAGGUAGUAGCAUGCCCAUUGGGCAAACAGGCGGAGCCACUUACAAUCAAGAACUGCAGCAUCUGUGCGGCGGUUCUGCUAGCUUAAAUGGCAGCUUUGCCAAGAAAACAAAGAAAACCAAAGAUGCUGCUGCGGCAGCUACGCUUAAGAAAAGUAAGAAAGCUGGCGAUAAGCUAUCUAACAGCGGCGUCGGCACGGCAAGCGGCGCAGCUAGCAAUAAGACCACCAAGAAAAACAGUAAGCGCAAGACUAAAUCCAGCGGCGAUGGCAGUGGUGGCGGAAGUGGCAACAGCACUGCGCUAACCGCCGCCGAGAAACAUGCCGCGAAUUUACGCCUAUGGAUUGAGCACUAUGAGUACGCUGUGACCAAUCAUUACUCACCCGAACUGCGUGCGCGUCUGCAUGCCAUACAAAAGCAGCCCAGUCUGCUGCAGAGCAUACAGAAUACGGAGAAUAAAGCAUUGCGUUUGAUUGCUAGCGGGAGCGGUGGCGGCGAACUGGAGAAACGUGCUCAGCUUAUACCUUAUGCUGGCGCUAAGGUGCUCAUCAGUAGCGUCGAUCUGGCACCCAAUGCGCCUAUUCAUGAGCUGCGGGGCAAGUAUAUGCUCACCACACAGUUUCGCACACAGAACCCCACGGUCAACAUGAAUACGCCGCCGCCAAGCAAUUAUCUUAAUAGCUUCAAAGUGCAUAAGACGCCAGGACAGUUUGUCUUCUUCUAUCAGUUGCCGGGCGUGGAGACGCCGAUGCAAACGCUGGCGCAGCAGGGCAACCAACAGCCCACACCACCAUUGCCCGCUUAUUUGAAAGGGCCAGAAGUCUGCGUGGAUACCCGCACCUAUGGCAACAAUGCGCGCUUUGUGCGUCGCUCGUGUCGACCCAAUGCGGAGUUGCAGCAUUACUUUGAAAAGGGCACAUUGCAUCUGUAUAUUGUGGCACUGACGCACAUACGCGCCCAGACCGAGAUUACCGUGCGACACGAACCUCAUGAUUUGGCUGCAGUCGAGCACAAGAAAUCCCACUCUGCUGUCAUACAGCCAACAAGCACACGCUGCGCUUGUGAUCUGGGUGGCGAUUGUCUCUUCGCUUUGCCGUUGGCUGUACAGCAGCAACUGCAGGCGCCACCCACGCAACCGCGUAGCAGUCAUCGCAACAAGACUUCAGCAGCAGCAGCAGCCGCAGCGGCAGCCAAUAGCGCUGCUGCUAUACAGCUUACUAUGGGCGGCUUGGCUAACAGCAACAAUGCGGCGGUAGCAGCAGCAGCUGCAGCAGCGGCAGCCACAGCACGCAAUCGAUCAACAUCCUCGAGUGGUGAGAGUAGCAGCCAAAUGGGCAUUAAUAGUCCGCAGCUGAGUCAACUGAAUUUGGGUUUUAAGUCUCAUGGAGGUCCAGUUGCUGCUGGUGCGACAACAGCUGCAGCAGCCGCUGCUCUGCUUUGCAACAACAACAGCAACAACUCAUGCUCUGUAUCAAUGUCCAGUGUGUUGCAUGACUCGGGCAUAUGCACAUCCUCGUCAUCGCCAUCAGUAUCGAUACCUUCGCCUACGCCCACCCAACUGCAAUCGCCAACAUUACAACAACAACAUCAACAGCAGACUUUGUUACUACAGCGCAGUCCAACGCAACAGCAACAACAGAUAUUGGCGGCAUUGCCUACGCCUAUGCUGCUGUCACCGUUACCUAAGCCCACUGUUAUAACGCAAAUACAACCAUCGUUGUUACAGCAGCAGCAACAAAAGCAACAACAACAGCAGCAGCAGCAACAGUCGCAGGAGCCGCUGGCGGUCAUUGCAGCUGUAGCAGCCGCGCAGUCCCCAAUAACGUACUAUGUGCAGCCACAACAAAAACUGCUUCAGCAACCACAACAACAACUGCUUCAGCAACCACAACAACAACCGCAGGAGCAGCCUCAACAACAACAGCAGCAGCAGCAACAGCAGCAGCAGCAACAGCAGCAGCAGCAGCAACAACAGCAGCAACAGCAGCAGCAGCAACAACAGCAGCAGCAACAAAAGUUCGUACAGCAACAGUUGCAGCAACAGCAACAAUUGCCGGAAGAUGCACGUCUAGCAGUUAGUGCAUUACAAUCUUUGCAUGUAGCGCCUACUACUCAUGUUAUUACGCCUAUCAAGCCACAGCCACAAUUGCAACAACAACCACAACAACAGCAACCAUUGCAACAACAGCAGCACCAGCAGCCGCCACCAAUGCAACAGCAGCAACAAGCAAAGAAAAUUGUUUAUCAGCAGGUAGUGGUUACGCCCACUAAAACUCCUACCAAACUGACACUUACAGCAAAUAACAACAACAAUGCGACACCAACAGCGCGAAAAACGCCAGCCAAGAAUUCAGCAACAACAGCAGCAAUAACAACCGCACUUGUCGCCAAGCAGGAUGAUGCAAAAAUAACAACCACAACUGCGACGACGCCAACGGCAGGCAGUGUCAACAAUACUUCAACACCAGUUGCUACCAAGAAGGAUAAACCGAAGUCACGCGAGGAACGCAAGCUGGAGGCCAUACUGCGUGCCAUUGACAAAAUGGAAAAGCAAGAGGCGCGUGGCAAGAAAGCAGCGGACAGCAGCCGGCAGGGUGGCAAUAAUAGUGUCAGCGGUGGCAAGCAGCGGUCAAGCAAUUCGCCAGCCUCACCGCGCAAACGUAAUACAAGCAGCAAUUCCAUAAGCGAAUCGACAGAUGGCUCCAGUGUGACUCCAGGCACACCUACAACCAGUAACAACAACAGCAACAAUAGUUUAACAGCGCGUCGCAAUAAAAAGAAGCGCAAAGUAAGUCGCAGCAACAAUAACAAUAAUAAUAAUAAUAACAACAAUAAGCGACGCAAGAGCUAUAACGAAUCCGAUGCUGAGUCGCACAACGAAGCCGAACUUAUCUCAACUGGGCAGCAUCAAUUACAACAACUGGAUAGCAACACAGCCCAGCAACAGCAAUCAGCUGAUCAAGCAGCUGGUUUAUUGCUGGCGCUGGCGCACAACAAUUGCGACUUGAGCAAUGUCGGCUUCAAAUCGCCAGCAAGAGCGGCACCACAGUCUUCGGUGAGCAGCGCUUGUCUGUUGAUUGAGGCUGCCAUGGGGCCGUUAGAGCAGCAACCACAGCAAACUGAGUUUAAGUAUCCACCAGGUGGCACCAAAACCAAAAAGGCGCUCAUGUCCAGCUGGUUUUUGCAGUCGGAGCAAUGUGAGCAACAGCAGCCGUCGGGCCUAGAUAGUCUGGUACAAGCAGCAAUGAGCGAGAUUAAUGGCUCACGUGAGCAGCUUGUUGAGCCCGCUUCGGAAUCAGCUGUUUUUAAGGUUGAGCAUUUUAUACACCAGGCUGAAGGCACGGAACGCUCGCAAUUGCAGUUGCCGUUAAACAACUCGUCGGUGAAGAAGCGCUGGCUGCGCCAGGCCAUCAGCGAAGAGACCACGGACGAGGGGCAAUCGCAGACGCUCACGCCCGUAACGACGCCCACCACAAGCGUAUCGCCCUUGCAGCAGCAGCAGCAGCAGCAGCAACAACAACAAACACCACCGUUGCUGUCGAACGGCUUUAGCACGCCGCUAAAGAAGCGACGGCUUGUGGUCAUCAGCAAUGGCGAGAUGGAGUUGGAGUCGACUGCCGAUGAGCCACAUAUCGAUGUCAUUGGCAGCGCUGGCGAGGAGGAGCACAAAUUGGAGAAGCAGCAGUUGAAGAUUGAGACACAGUCAGAGCAGCAGUUGCAGCACUUGGAGCAAGAUGAUGAUGUGGAUAUAUUGCGCUCGCCUAGUCCAGGAGCACAGCAAAUUAUGGCCGAGGAUAAUUUGGUGAAAAUUGAGCCUGAGGAUACAAGCGCUGCUGCGGAGGAUGUCAAAAUCGAUGUAGAGCGCGAGGAAAGUCAGGCAUGCGAUAAGUUUGAGGAAAUGCUCAAGGUGAAGCGCGAGACAGAGGAACAGCAGCAACAGGAGCAGCAACAACAACAGCAACUUAAGCCAGAGCAAGCGCCCGAUCAAAAUGUGCAAGUGGAGCAUAAAGAGGAGCCAAAGCCGCUGGUUAAACCAGAAAUACUACCAGCCAAGAUGGAGCCGUUGCCAGAGCCGAAGCCAGGUGAAUCGCUGCUGCGUUCAACAGCAACUGUUAAUAUAACAAGUGCAGCAGCAACUGUAACAAGUGCAGUAGCCGCAGCAACAACAAUGGCCACAAUGACGCUAGGGGAUUCAGUUAAAGCAGCUAUAAAGGCACGUGCACCAGUGCUUAAAGAGGAGGAGAUGCCAGCCAAGAAGAAAGCAAAACUCGAAGCAGCGACAACUAUUGCUGUGAGCACGACAGCAAUUGGCGUUGCAGCAAGCACAGCGUCAGUAACUACAACUGCUGCAAUUUCGCCAACAGCAACUACGACAAUAGCAGCACCUGCAGCAGCAACAAUGACAACAAUAACAGCCAGCAGCAACAAUCUAACUGAGCUCGAUAUACGAGAACGUUUAUUGUCCUUCCACGCAGCCAAUAUUUCGUACCUGCAAUCCCGCAAUAAAAAGCCCACCAGUGCCAACUCUAGCAAAACCAAUAGCAAUAGCAACAAUAAUGACAGUAUGAAUGUUGCUAAAAAGCCUAGCAAGGCGAAGGAUGAAAAGCGCGAGCGUGAGAAGCAACUGAAGAAGUCGAAAAAGGAUAAAAAGAAAUCCAAGGAUAAGGAUAAGCAAAAGGCAGCAACAAUUGCGGCACUGGUAUUGCCAGAGCUGAAAAAGAAAGCAUCCAAGGAGAGCAAACAACCAUUAGCAGCAAUACCAACAGUUGCCACACCCACCGCCAAUGGCAAGGCCAAGCACAUGAGCAAUCUCAAACAGCAACAACAAUCUACGCUGCGUCGUCGCACAAUGUCAAUGUGUGUUACGCCUGCCGCACCAACUGUGGCAACAACAAUUCCAACAACGCCCAUAGCAGCAGCAAAGAAGCGGCAAACCAACUUUGAGCAAGAGCUAACCAAGCCCAACAAUCAGAUACUUAGCAGCAGUUUGUUGUUAAAUAGCACCAAGGCAACACAACAGCAGCAGCAACUGCCGGCUGUAUCAGCUACUGCAGCGGCGACUGCUAUGCCACAGCAACAGCAUCGCAAAGAGAAUCAUCAUCAUCACCAUCAUCAGCAGGAGACAGCGGUGGGGACAGGUACAGCAGCAACCAUGACCUUGGCUCAGGCCAUUGCCAGCGGCAAGUUGACGGCUAUUAGCCGACGGCGCGAGUCCAUGUGCGGCAGUCGCCAGCAAGCAGCGUUGAUAGCUGCUGCGCUCAAGAAGGAAAAGAAGGAGAAAAAGAAGAGCAAGAAAAAGGAGCGCGAAAAGAAGGAUAAGCAAAAGAGCAAAGAGAAAACAAAGGACAAAGAUGCCAAAACAAAGAAUAGCUGUCAGCCCAAGCAGCAGCUGACGACAGCAACACCAACACCAGCCACAGCAAUAGCGGUAGCAACUAUUGCUAAGCCUGUUUUGCCAGCAAAACCGAUUUCAACACCUGCAUCGAUAGUUGCGGAACCCAUUCCCGUGCUUAUCACACAACCCACAACAAUUCUGACGGCUGCCACGCCCAACGUGCCCAUGGGGAACAGCGUUAUUAAGCCCUUGCCAUACUAUAAUACCAUCUAUGGAAAGCUGCAGGAGCCACCUAGCGCUGCGGUGGUCACAACACCGCCGACCAAAAUGAAUGCCACUAACAAUAUGCCCAGUUUAGCGGAAUAUCUAGAGGCAACCAAAACAAAAACAGCUGUAACUGCAACUGCAGCGUCGCCAGUGCCAGUUGCUGCCAUUGCCGCUGCCGCUGCUGCUGCUGCUGCAGCAGCUGUGGAAAUUAUGCCCCCGCCAGCAACAACGCCGCUGAAGCUUUACACGCGUACUGCCAGCCAUGAUCCACGCUUGAAUCCCAUGCUGACAGUGCCUGAGCCGGCGCCCAUGCCCAAGCGUAAGCUGUCCAUUAGUGAAUAUCGCAUGCGACAUCGUCCAUCAGUCGAUACCGCGCCCACAACUCCAACCACGCCGCCUACGGAGCGCGGCUUUGCCAAGCCACAGACGAUUAACAAGUGUUCGCUGCAAUCGCCGGAGCGCUACCAAGCGGCUAUGCGCGAACGACGUAACUCUAUAAGCGUGCACCAACUCAACAACAAUAACAACAAUAACAAUAACAAUAAUAACAACAAGAAGAACAAUCAUCAUCAGCAGCAGCAGCAGCAACCCUUGAAACAUGCACAUCCGCCUGUAACAGAGUCCACAACGCUGAAGAAAACUGCGCUAAGCUCACCAGCGGACACAUUAAGCACUGUGAACAAUCUUCUAAGCACUGCACACAGGCUGCAUAUGUUCGAUGACAAGCCCAAAACUGGACACUUCAAUGCCGCGCCCACAUUGCUGGAACAGCAGCAGGAGAAGAUGAGCGAGCGUUCCCGUUGUCUCCAGCGCACCAUAUCAUGUGAUUCUCGUGUCAUUGAGCGUCUUGGCACUGUCGCCACACCUGCUGUGGACAAGUCAGCGGCUUCAGUAGCACGGCGAGAUGCUGUGUAAAGAACUAAACUCAAUACAUGUUGAUUGUGGCUACUACGCAUUUAAUCUGAUCCCAAGAAAGCUCUAUCCCAGUACAUUACACUCGAAACACACGGCAGAAACAAACAGUCAUAACAAUAGCAGCAUCUUAACUAAAAAUAACAAUCGAAUGUGCUAGCGUGUCUUAUUUAUGACAUAAACUACACGAUUUCCUUAUUUACAUAACAAAAAAUGUUAGAGCAAGCCGUCAGUGAGAAAACAAAUCGAAAAACAGAAAGAAAGAAGUAAACCUUAUUUGUGUUGUAAGCGCUAUUAUUAUUAACCCUAUAAGAGAAAAUUAUUGCAUACAGCUAUACUAAAUAAUUAAACGUUUGCGAAGGAUGAAGCCAAGAGAAAGAAAACCAACAGAAGCGAACAAUGUAAUUUUUCAUAAAUACACUUAAGAAAACCUUCUGCUAAACUAUUUAGUUAUUUAAUAGUCGCGUUUUUUUCUUAACGAAUCGAGUAACUCAUACUUACCAA